Molecule: messenger RNA, 3848 nt
Organism: Harmonia axyridis
Lineage: Eukaryota; Metazoa; Arthropoda; Insecta; Coleoptera; Coccinellidae
Exons: 4
Coding region: 1-3633 (1210 amino acids)
Source: RefSeq, a predicted model, not a curated record
AUGGAGACAAACAACAUCAACAUGAUAUUUAUUCGUGACAACUAUCCUGAGGACAUAUCACAAGCUUUGAAAAAACUUUGGAACAUCAAAAAGAAGAAUGCGAAGCAGAAAAACAGGAGACUAUUUCUUUUACAAUGCAAAAAUGCACAAUUAUGUCCAACAUUUCUGAAAUUUAGUCUUCCCCACAUCAAAUUCCUGGACAACUCAAUGGGGGAAUUGAACAACAAAAAUGAUAAUACUGAUAUCACACAUACAGAGUGGGUCACUAACCUCACUAACACUACUAUACCUAAAACAGUCAUAGAAGUUUUAAGCUUGGGCCCGAACUACAGCAAAGAAUAUAAAACAAAAGACAUACCUAUAACGGACAUUAUUGCGAGUUUGGAAACUGCAAUUAUGAAUCUGGAACCAGAAACACAGACAAAAAUAAGAACAGAUAUUACAAAUACCAUCACUAAUUUCAAACACAAAAAUUCUAAGAAGAAUAGAGAACAAGUAAUAUUGAAUAAAAAAAUCAAAGAAACGACAGUAUUUCUGAAGAACAAUCCUCAACUCACCAUCCUGAAACCAGAUAAAUCGAAUAAAACCGUUAUUAUGAACAAAAGUGAAUAUAAAAAUAAAAUAAUGGAACAUCUUAAUGACGAACAAACUUACAAAAGAUUGAAUAGAAAUCCUACACAAAUAAUUCAAAAGAAAAAUAACGAAUUAAUAAAAAAUUGGGAAAUGAAAAAUCUUCUACCUAAAAAACUAUGUUCCAGUCUCAAAAUACACAACGCUGUACCUCCCCAAUUCUACGGUUUACCUAAGCUCCACAAAAACAAUAUUCCAUUAAGACCAAUUGUCAGCUGUAUUCAAAGUCCUACCUAUAAUUUAUCAAAAUAUUUAUCCAAGUGUAUUUCACCCAUUAUUGGCCAGAAUGCAUACCACAUAAAAGAUUCUUGGACAUUCAAACAAUUCAUAAAUACAGUGAGCUUGAAAGACAAUGAAAAAUUGGUAUCAUUUGAUGUUGUCAGCCUAUACACCAACACUCCGAUGGAAAAAGCCAAAAGCAUAAUUGCAAAACGAUGGGAUGAAAUAAAACAUCACACAGAUCUCACGAAAGUUGAAUUUCUGAAGGCCACUGAUUUCUGCAUAUCAAACUCUUAUUUUCAGUUUGAGGAUUCUUUUUACAGCCAAAUAGACGGAUGCAGCAUGGGAGCCCCUCUAUCAGCACUAUUAGCCCAAUUGAUAGCGAACCUCUUGAACAGGAGGAUAUUCCUUCUCGAAUGUAAAAGACUGGGAUUAACACCUAAUCAUAUAGGAACAGGAGUCAAGAAUGUUCUGAAUUUGGUUGAAUUUCACACAGGAAGUAGAUUCAAUAAAAAGAUUAGUGGAUUUAACAAAAACUUAGUUAAUAGAUUACUUUCCUUAGAGAUUGAACACAUUCACUUAAAGAUUUCACACAUUUGCAAGUACAAUAGCACCAUAAAAAGAGAGUUGAGACAGACAAUACCAACAGAGAUACAUAGAGAAUUUUUCAGACGCCAGAAGACUACAUACAACAAAAUAUUUCAUAAAGUGAAAGCCACAAACCUCAGAAAAAUUAAAGCACUACAAAGAAGAAUACAUAAAGCAGAUUAUAAAGUUCCAGAGAAAUGGUUCAAGAAUUUGUCCCAGACAACAGAACCUGAAGAGGUUAGAACAGUCCUUGGUUUGGGUUCCAAAUUUAACGUCCCUUUAGACCACAAAGAAAUAAACAUCAAAGACCUAAUAGCAGACGUUGAAAGCAUUUUGGACUUGGUGGAGGAAGAUAGAAGAGACACUUUGAGAGCUAAGAUAGCAAGCAUUAUAACCGGUCAUCUACAUAAAGGUAAAAAUAAUAUUUGUGCGACAGACAACAUAAGAAAACUAUAUAAAACAACGAAAAACUUUUUGAGAACUAAUGAUCACCUUGUAGUUCUCGACAGUGACAAAGGUUCAGUGACUGUACUUAUGGAUAGGGCGGAUUAUCUUCAGAAGAUGUACUCAAUUGUUGACACUGACGAUUUCAAAAAGAUUUCUAGAGACCCAACGACCACUAUCCAGAAUAAAACCAACAAGAUCAUAUCCACACUUGUAAACCAAAAUAUACUAAGUAAAGAAGCUGCAAGAUCAAUGAAAUCAUAUAAUUCAGUGAGCCCUAGAAUGUACGGAAAUCCCAAAAUACAUAAAGAAAAUAUCCCAAUGCGACCAAUCGUAUCUGAUGUACAGGGUCCCACAUGUAAAUUUUCAAAUUAUAUUGCACAAAUCCUAACAGAAGCCUAUGACCAGGAUAAUGCAUAUUAUGUGAGAGAUUCGUUUGACUUUUCCAGUAAGAUUAACAAUUUUGAAUUACCCCCAGAUUAUGUGGUGAUAUCACUUGACGUAGUCAACCUAUUUGGCAACAUAUCAAAGGAGUUGGUACUGAGAGCAAUGGAAUUCCAUUGGAACAAGAUUGAGGCAGUCUGCAACAUAUCAAAAGAAUACUUCAAGGAGAUUAUCACCUUCCUCCUAGAAUCAGGUUACUUCAUGUUCGAUGGCAGUGUCUAUUUGCAGAUGUUUGGGUGCAUUAUGGGAUCCAGACUUAGCCCGAUUUUGUCGUUGUAUGUGAUGGACUAUGUGCUCGACUCCUGUAUACCUAGAUUAACAUUCACACUUGCAUUUAUAAAAAAAUAUGUAGACGACCUAAUAAUAUCCCUACCAUCAACGGGAACUGAGGAGAUAUUGCAAGUUUUCAACAGCUUCGACCCUAAAUUAAAGUUCACGAUUGAAACAGAAGAUUGUUACAACUCUGUUCCGUUCUUAGAUACCAAGGUAUGCCGAGUGGAUAAUAAAGUAAAAUUAAAUUGGUAUAGAAAGACGACUUCUGCAGGAAAGUUUAUACAUUUUUUAUCUGACCAUCCAAUGAGCAUAAAAUUAAAUUUCAUUAAAGAACAAAAAAACAGGAUUUAUAAAAUCUGUGAUCCAACAUUCAGAGAUGGAAGCAUGAAAAGACUGUUUGAUCUUUUAGUUGAGAAUGCCUAUCCUAAAACAAUGUUGAAAAAACUUCUAUAUUCUACUUCAAUGUUGCCUUUGACUGAAAGUCAAACACAACCUGAUAUGGUGGGAGAAACAGAAGUUGUGAAAUAUAGAAGCAUCCCUAACAUCCCUUACCUUACCUACAAAAUUAAGAAUUGUUUUAAAGAUUAUAAUAAAAAAGUGAAAAUAGUAGCACAGUGCAAAAAGAAAGUGGCAAAUUUAUAUUCAAAACUGAAGGACCCUAUACCAAAAGAAAUAAAAUCGAAUGUGGUGUACGAACUGGAAUGUACUGACUGUCAUGAAACCUACGUAGGUCAAACCUCUCAGUGGCUUAGAAAUCGCAUGAACUUACAUAAAAGUGAUAUUAGAACAAAUAACCUGAGAUGUGCAUUAUCUGUUCAUGCUAAUAAGUACUCACACAGUGUUGAUUUUAAUAACGUAAAAAUUUUAGAUGUAAAUGUAAAUUAUAAAAAAAGAUGUAUACUAGAAAUGAUCCACAUACAAACUCAAAAAAGUAAAAUUAACAAAAAAACGGACACGCAGAGAUUAAGUCCAAUAUAUGCAUAUCUCAUAGAAUUUUCUAACAGACCAUUUUUCGAUGGUCCAGUUGAUGAAUGACAUUUAACCUAACUUUGUUUAUUGCGUAUUAUGAUAUUGCGUUUCUUAAUUGAUAAUCAUUUGAUAUUACCCUAUUUGAUGCUUGUGUCUGAUUUUGUACAUUUCUUAGACUUAGAGAUUAACCUCGCAUUCAUUGCCCUGAGGAAGAAGCAAAAUAAGCUUCGAAAGCUAGGCUUUACAUGAAUAAAGAGUAAAUAUAUCUCGUUAAUUGCUGA